Messenger RNA from Dreissena polymorpha, 4671 nucleotides. RefSeq names its product protein mesh-like. Lineage: Eukaryota; Metazoa; Mollusca; Bivalvia; Myida; Dreissenidae. Gene Ontology annotation, biological process: cell-matrix adhesion. The record is from RefSeq and is a predicted model, not a curated record. The coding region runs from base 216 to 3626 and encodes 1136 amino acids. The transcript is spliced from 19 exons.
CCGUUGUGAAACAGACGCGGAGAACCAUUUUGAAUUGAGAAUUUUGUUUUUAAAUAAAAAUCAAUUCCGGUACCCGGAUUAACGUUUAAAUGGUGGCAGCGAGUGCUCAAAGCCGAAAAACAAAUUAUGUCCCGAAGCGUCUGACGUCAUUUACGCUAUGUUCCCAUCCCGAAUUCCGCACAUAGACGCUUAUAUGCAGAGAGGAUGUGACUUCCAUGUUCAACCAAUCAAAUGGUGCGGGUGCAAUGAGUUCAAAUGUCGUACCCAGCAGACGAUAUAAGGCGAACGCUUCCGAUUGGUUGCUCGUGGUUGCUGGGAUACUGAUUCUGUGCAUUAAUUUUUCUGUGGCACUUCCGGUUCAGGAUUUUUACCCAUUUAACAUUACCGGUGAGGACAAUAAAACGUCGGUAAGGGACGACGGGGGUUCACCUGCUCUCUUACUGGAAACACCCAUCCGAUUUUUCAACUCCACUUACACGACAAUUUAUGUAAACAACAACGGCAUCAUAUCGUUCGAUGGUCCACUGAACACGUACAAACCGUUGAAUUUGUCAGACAAGGAUUUCAAAAACAAGAUCCCAUUUGUUGCGCCAUUUUGGGCUGACGUUGACAUCGAAAACGUAGCCGGUCUGAACGAGUCAAUAGUGUACAGAGUUACCUCAAGAGGUGAUACCACAUUGGAUAAUAUUUCUCUGGAGAUUAGCCGAGCUACGAACGAUAUUCGGAUCUUAUUUCCGGAAUUUACCGACUUUACUGCCAAGUUGGUUGUCGUGGUCACGUGGUAUCGGGUCGGGUUUUUCGGGGCGGCCGGGGCCGAAGGGAAAGCAAAGCGGAAUACGUUCCAGACAGUGCUAGUCACGAACGGAACAGAGUCGUUCGCCUUGUUCCACUACGACACAAUCGUCUGGACAACUGGUGCAAACAGCGGAGGAACGACAGGCGAGGGACUUGGGGGCUCACCGGCAGUGGCAUCGCAUGACAGGUUCCAACGCAGCGUGGGUUUCCAUUCCGGCUUUGAGAGGUUUUACGUUCUUCCACAUUCCGGGGUUGACGCAAUCGUAAACGUUUCCCGCGAAAGCAACGUCUGCACUCCGGGACGGUUCGUGUUCCGGAUAUCGGGUCCGGACAUUGACGAUCUCACUUACACCGGCGAAGGUACUUCAUCGGCGAAUUUCGGUGUCAUAACCGUUUCACCGUCCAACACGUCAAUGCUUGGCGGCAGCACCAUCCGGAUAUCCGGUCCCUGCUUCACCGUUGGCGAGGUGGUUCCCGUCCGCGUACCGGAAGUCGGGGUUGACUUCAAUUGCGAAGUGGGCAGCUUUCCUAAGGAGGCCGUCUGCGUGACGCCGCCCCUGUUCCGGACCGGCCAGCUCACGCUUCUAGUCAAUACGACCAGAGGGUCGUACAGGGGAAACAUUACUAGUGUGAACAUGCUCCACUGGCCGGUAGAGGUGGAGCGCGAGAACCGUGCCAACUGGGUAGUCAGGAAUAUGGUUGACGUUACCUGGCCCCUACAUGGGAUUCCCCAUCAAAUGAAGAAAGAAUUGCAUAUUCUCGCUUACCGCAGCGACCAGAACGGCGUUCCGAGUCUCAGAAACGUGAGCGGCAUUAUUUCGGUGGAGCCACGCUCAACGAAUCGCAGGUUCCGGCUUCCGGAGAUCGCCGAUUCCGACAGUGCACACUCUCUAGUCAUCAGUCUGUGUUGGAGGAUCAAUGCCUAUCAACAUGUCUUACCAAUCUGCGUCUGGUCGGACGUGUUUCCGGUAAGAUGGCUGCCGAAUGAACAGAAGCAGAAAUCUCAGCAGUGGUGCGAAAAGUGGCUUACGAAGGAGAAAAUAAUCAAUGCUAGUGACCCAGUGAAAAUCCGUGCGCCAAAUUGCCCGUGUGUUGCGAGCAUCGCGGAGCGCGAUGUGGGACAUUUUCACCCGGACCCAUUCUGUGAUAACACCACGAACAGUACUUAUAACUGUGAAUAUAAUAAAAAUGCUGAGAAGUGCUUCACUAGGAAUAUAAAAAGCCCCGACGACAGCGGCGAGACCUGCUGUUACAAUGCCAAACGCGAUCUCAUGGACAUCCGGGAUCACCCGGGAGCCGGCACCCACCAGCGUUACAACUACCAAGCGCAGGCAACGUUGCCGGGGGCAAAGGGGCCGGUCCCCUUCUUCUCCUUCUUCGAGGAGGACGUCUUGCCCCGACUUCACUGUUGCGAGUACUCCGAUAGGAACUGUAGUGAUUUCAUCAAAUUCCGCCAAGCUACAACGUGCCAAGAUUAUUCAGCGCCUAGUCUUGCCCAGGCCGCUGGCGACCCCCAUAUCGUGACGCUGGACGGGAAGAACUACUCGUUUAACGGCGUGGGAGACUUCUAUCUAGUCAUGGACCCCGCGUCCAGCACAUCGGUCCAGGUCCGGGCUGUGCAGGUGACGGAUAUAAAUGGUAACCUCCAGAGCGCCACAGUAUUUUCGCACGUGGCGGUUGCUAUGCGAGGCUCCUCGGACACUGUGGAAAUCCGGAAGUCCGGCAACGGGACCGACGACUUCGAGGUGCUCCUCAACCACAUACCUUUAUCAUCAUACGUAUCUACCUCACGGUUUACAAAUAUUUCAUUGAGCCACAACAACGACGGCAGUUUCCUCAUCGCCCUGGAGCCGGUCAGCGUCUCCGUGAGGGUCGAGGUGACGCCCGAUCUCCUAAACAUCAUCGUCAUGAUCGGCGAACCGGACAUGAAAGGACGCCUCCGAGGUCUGCUGGGUAACUACAACGGCAAGGCGGACGACGACUUUAUAGCUCGGAACGAGACUGUCCUGCUCGCUAGCUCCACCAUGCGAACAAUACACUACGGCUUCGGAAUGACCUGGAAAGUCCCGGAGAACGAGUCCAUCCUCUCCUCAGUGUCCAGCAGCAGCGGCAAGUCCGGCAACCCGCCCGGCCCCGAGUUCAGUCCCUUGUUCAUCGACGAGAAUCCUAUGGAGGCACUCAACGGUUCCACUGAGAUGUGCAAGGGGAACCAACAGUGCAUUUUCGACUUUCUGGUGACCCGGAAGGAGUCCGUCGCAUUGGCGACCAUGAAUUUCACCGAGAAGUUCUCUGAAAUGAAGGAAGAGCUUGCUAUAAUCGUUAUCCGAUGUCCAUUCCUCGAAACUCCUACAAAUGGCAACAAAACUCAGGACGGUAACUCGGUUAAUUCGACGGCCAAUUUCACGUGCAACGUCGAAUUUGAAAUGCAGGGGUCCCCAACGCGGCGCUGCGACGAGACCGGAAAAUGGACAGGAAGUGUCGUCGAAUGUGUCAAGAAAGUAUCCCCGAGCGAUGUUUCCAUUAGCAACGCCGUUCUGAUCGGGGCAGCUGCUGGGUCUGCUGGUCUCCUCGUCGUCGUCAUCAUCAGUGCCAUUGUCGUCUACCUGCGAAGACGCCGGACAAAGAAACCAGAUCCGCCCGACCUGGAUAUCGAGCUCACAGACCUGAGUUACCAGGCACUACCCCCGAUGUCACAUCUGCCCCCCGCCUUGAACUCCGUCACGGAACACGCAGUGUACACCAACUAUCUACAAGAGAUGUUCAGAGACGGCCGUUACCGCUUGCCUCGACCCCGGUUCGUGAAUCCAGAGAUAUUCGACGAGUUCUUUUGAAGCGUGGAUCCACUGUAGAAUCGUAGAAGACAUUGAAGAAUUGCGCUAGGACCACAUCCUAAGGCAAACGCAAUGAAUGUUAGGAGAUUGUUGACCAAAGAGCAUCUAAUAGACAAGAACUUCACGUUUGUGAAACUUGUUGUGCAGACAAUAUUGCUGAAGAAUUCUUAUUGUUUGAUGCGCCAAAAUGAUAAACCCCUUGUCUUUAAACAUGUUUGCGCGGAGAACAUUAGUAAAUGAUGUUUGUUUUGGCGACUCCAGAUCAUAUGAGGUUAAUGCAUGUCCGAAAAAAUGUUCCGCUUAGAACAGAAUCACGAGAUUAGUGGAUUUUAAAUAUGCAUGCUGAAAGACGAACACGCGUGAUGCUUGCACUUUGGUGUGCGGAGAACAGUAGAAAGUGAUACAUGUCCUUGAAACGAGAUGUGUGUGGAACUAGGGCAAGGGCCUUAUAAUCUAAGAACAUAAGCAAGUUAUAGGUAGCAUGGAAACAUGUUUUUGGAGAACAUACGCAGUGGCGACCGUCGAAUGUUAGCAAGCGAUAGCGUCGUGCAAUGAACAUAAUCAAGCGAUAGAACAUGAACAAGUGACGUUGGUUCUUAAAACAUGCAGACCGUAGAACAGUAAUUGAAAGAAGUGUAAGUAGUAUUUAAAACAUGUUUUGACGAUGAAUUUGGUGCACAAAAGCAAGAGUGUCUACACCUAUCUCUGACAUUAACAUAAGUGCUAGACAAAUAUGUUGUCUCACAUAGAACAUAAAUAGGUGGAUUUCUAAUGGAUCGUUCAUAAGAUACGUAUGCAUAAACGGUUGAGAGUUAUACACACUUUUCAAACAGUGCGUAAAACAUAAUCAAAGCCUAUCAGUUCUUGUGGAAUGGUGCUCGGCGAAAAUGCAUGGUUAUUGGUUGAGUAAUAAACGUUAUUGAAACAUGUUUUACAUGAUGUGUAAGGGAUAGUUGGUGAUUGAAUCAUGUCGCGUAGUGAACGUAGGCGAUAAGCCUUGUUAUGGGGACAUGUUCUACAGACAUGAACAUUGAAGACAUGAACA